AUGGCCGGAAGGGGAAGUCGACUUGGCCAGGGGGAGAAGGAAGAAGUGGGGCUUGAUUUUGACCUCGAUUCGGGUCCUGGACCCGACCGAUCACCCCAACGAGCUACAUUUCCUUCCACCACUGCCAAUCUCCCGCCAAUCGAAGAAGAUGACGAUGAUUUUGAAUCACUGGUGAAGGUUCCUGCCCCGGACCCGCCUCGGGCCCACAAAAGGCUCCGGCACGGGCCUAAGGUUGAGGAGGAAAAGAUAAAGCCCAAGGAAAAUACCCGGUGCAACGUGGAUGAUGAGAUUGAGGAUUUCUCUUCCGAGGAGGAUAGGCACUCUGGUGAUCUUCGGAAAAAUUCAGUGUGUAGCAGCUCAAAGUUCCUAUUUCGUCGGCCUGGGAUUUUGAAAUCGCACUUUUCAAGUGAACAGAAAUCAAAAAAGAAAGAGGGUUCAAGUGCUUCGGCUUCUGUAAAGGUGGAAACAGGAGCUAACAAAUUGAUCUUUCCCAAAUUAACCGUCAGUCCUCUUAGAAGGUUCCAAUUGAUCGAUUCUGAUUCUGAUGAUCCUUCCGCCAUUGAACUACACUCUUUUCUUCAUUUAGUAACAAAUUCACCUUUGAACAACAGCCAAUCAAACCACAAGCAACGUGCAGCUUCAAAUGAGCAGAGGACAACAAAAGCAUCUGAAACUGAAGACUUCUGGAAAGAUUUCUGCUCAGAGAAGAGUUUUCACAUUCCUACUCCCACUUUUGAUGAGGUUUGUAAAGAAUAUUUUGGAUCUGUGAAAGAUAAGAGCAAAACACAAAAUAACUUGAAGGACUCACCUCAAAUUUUUGACAAAGACAACGAGCAACAAGGGAAUAUGACUUCUCUUCCUCCUGCUCACCGCUAUUUUUUCCAAGCGGAUCCUAGGAUCCGGAAACUAGUUCAGGAUCGUCUGCCCCAUUUCUUUCCUUUAGGAUCAGGGAACUCCCAUGGUUACAAGCAGCAGAAUGCAUCAGUUAUUGAUUACAUGGGCCAAUUUAGUCAUGGAGAAAGCUCGAAACAAACAACUAAGAGCCACAAUGUUGGGACAAGCUCCACUAGGACCCAAAAAAAUGUAAAAAAGUCAAGUGUAGGCGAGAUCUCACGAGAAUCUGAGAACUGGGUGAAUCCUAAAAGUUGUGCUGGAAAUCCAAAAGAUGCUGGUAAAAGAAGGGUACAUGCUGUUGGUACGACUGCCGGCUGGUACACGGGCUCAGACGGGCAAAGAGUUUAUGUGAACAAAAGUGGCCAAGAGUUGAGGGGUCAAAUUGCUUACCGCCAGUAUAGAAAGGAGAGUGGAAUUGGGUUCAAAAAUUCAAAGAAGAAAGCGGCUGCCAAGAAGAAAACGACUGCCAAGAAGAAAAAUGUUCGUAAUAAGAAAUAA
Molecule: messenger RNA, 1392 nt
Organism: Fraxinus pennsylvanica
Lineage: Eukaryota; Viridiplantae; Streptophyta; Magnoliopsida; Lamiales; Oleaceae
Source: the annotation of a GenBank genome assembly